Molecule: messenger RNA, 1423 nt
Organism: Tripterygium wilfordii
Lineage: Eukaryota; Viridiplantae; Streptophyta; Magnoliopsida; Celastrales; Celastraceae
Product: protein CROWDED NUCLEI 2-like
Exons: 5
Coding region: 247-1254 (335 amino acids)
Biological process (GO): nucleus organization
Cellular component (GO): nucleus
Source: RefSeq, a predicted model, not a curated record
CAAAAUCACAGGCUUCGGGCCUUCUUCGUUUCGCGGAGACAAACAACACUCAAAGUUCAAAUUUUCUAAUAGGCGCCAUCGAUUUUGGUUUUCAGACUUGAAAAUACCUUCAAGAAUCUGGUGUCGUUGUUCAUGCUGACAUUAAUCUUGUUAAGUGGAUUUCGCGAGGGAACUUUCGAAUUAGGGUUUGUAGGAAUUACAAGGAAUUCGGUUUAUUUUUCUUGAUUUGCCUCAAAUUAUUGCGCCAUGUUCACUCCACAGAGGAAGGCGUUUACGCCGCGGAGUGAGGCCCGAAUAAGCGGUGGCUUUGGGAGGUUUACAAAUCCGAAGAAUGUUGAGAAAGGCAAAGCGGUUGCUUCUGUCGACGGUCUACUACCGCCGCCUUCACUGGUGGGUUCACUGAACGAAAACGAAGCUGCGAUAGGGUUGGGCGCUGAAAACAUGGAGGAUUGGAAGAAGUUUAAGGAGGUGGGUCUCUUGGAUGAAGCCGCCAUGGAGAGGAGAGACCGCGAAGCACUGCUUGAAAAGGCUUCGAAGCUUGAAAAGGAGGUAUUUGAUUAUCAAUAUAAUAUGGGGCUUCUACUCAUCGAGAAAAAGGAGUGGAGUUCAAAGUAUGAAGAGCUAAGGCAAGCACAGGCUGAAGCUAAUGAGAUCCUCAAGCGCGAACAGACGACACAUUUGAUUGAAUUGUCUGAAUCUGAGCAGCGGGUGGAAAAUCUAAGGAGAGCCUUGGAAGUUGAGAAGCAUCGUGUGGUAGAUCUUGAAAAGGCUUUGCACGAUGUGGAAGAGGAACACAACAAGAUCAAGCUUGAUGCUGAGACAAAGUUGUCCGAUGUUAAUGGCUUGGUUGGUAGAAUAGAAGAGAAAUCUGUUGAGGUGAAAGAAAAUAUGUUUGCUGCUGAAACCAAGAUUGCCGAGGUGAACAGAACGAGUUCAAAGUUGGAGAUGAAAUUGCUGGAGUUAGAGAAUCGGGAAAGUCUGCUUCAUAGCGAGUGCCUCUCUUUAAAUACAGAAUCAACUACAACUGCAUUGCUCUUAGGAGAAAAGUACACGAGACAGCUUUUUAUAAGUAGAGGGAAGACCUACGAGAAUGGGGGAGUAGAUUACAAAAAGGAGAAGAGAGGUUUUGUAAUGUUAGGAGAGCCCUUAACCAGAGAGAGGAAAGUGCAGAUGAAAUUGAUAGGAUUCUUAAGCAGAAAGAGAGGGACCUUGAAGAACAAAAAAAUAAGAUUGAUAUAUCCAGCUCAAAGAUGAAAGGGACAGAAGAUGGUUUAAACAUUGAACUCUCCGAUUUAGCCGCAAAAGAGAUGAUGGAGAUUCAGAAUAUCCUCGAUGAAUAUAAGACCACCCUUGGUGCUAAAAUGCAGGGGGUUGAGUCAGAUUUUGAAAAAAGGAGGAAGGCUCUUGAUGAGGAACUAAGAAG